AUUGACUUAUUAUAUAACAAAGUGCUAAGGCCUAUAGACCUACAUCUUUUUAAAAAUGAGUAUAUUAAUACGGUAGUGAUCAUAUAACCGGAACAGCAAUUAUCUAUAAAUAUUGUGCUGGGGGUAUGUUGAAUUCAAUUAUGAUGAUUUAACUGCUCAUUUAUCUUUGGUCUUCCUGUUCCAGCGGAUAUUCGAUGUUACCCAAGGUCAUUUGAUAACAAUUUGGUGUUGCACUCGACUUUAUUAUUCUAAACAUCUAGGCCUAUAAAAUUGUGAAUCCGUGUCUACGGCAUCGAUGCCCACACAUACCUAAGGCGUACCAGCGUGAGGACUUAAUUUACACAAUUGUAAGAUCGUGUUGAAGCCUGCAGGUCGUGGAGCCUUUGAAUUGUUCGACGUGCCCAGGGAUGUUACUUCUUUUAUGUUUUGGAAUAUAAUUGUUUUCUUCAUAUUACCGGUCUCUGAACAAGCUACGUAUCAUGCGUUCACCGUGGAUAUCUAUCAUAUUUUACUUCAUUCUCAUUGCAAGUAUGUGUAAAGGGCAAGGCAGGGCGCCAAAAAAUAGUGGUGCCACUCGUUCCUCAACCAACGACCGCAUCACAGAUGCAAGAGCUAAUAGGCCUACUUUAAAAAGGAAGCCUGAUUAUCAUGCCCCGGACCAAAGAUCCAUAUUCAUCAAGAAAAUUGAUGAGCUACAUAAGGACUUGGACGAGCAGAAAACUGUGUUCGUAACCCACAAAAGAGACUUUGAUGAUCACAUUUAUUCCUUCGAGCGGAAGUUUGCCGUUAUGACCCAGGGCAUGCAAGAGAUGUCCAAUAAGAUGCAACUACUUUUAAAAAAGAACCUAGAACUUGAAAACCAAAUAAAAACAAUAAAUGAACAGUUUGUGCUUAUUCCAAAAGAAAAGGUACAGAUUCCGCAAACCGAGGAUGAACAAGGCAACCGAACGCAGGGACGAUCUGCUUCAAAGUCUUCAAUUGAAGAGUAUCUGUCAAACAGAGAAGCUGAGUUCUUUUAUUCUUUGCCUCUGCAACCCAUUAAAAAUUCUCAGAAGCAAAAGGUUAAUCAAAGGAUAACUACUUCUUCAAGGUCAGGGAAUCACAAAAGCUAUUCGCAAAGAAAUAACAGUUUUAAUAAACAGAAGAAGCCUGACUACAUUACAGAGGCUAUAUUGAGACUUUUUGCGCAGGACAAACUAAACAACGAUCGAUUGUCAACGUUAGAGUUGCAGCUAAAGGCAAUUGAUCUUGCUGAAUCUGUCACCACUACGAUCAUUGUCGAAGCUUGCAACGAAACAGACAGCACAACUGAAAUUCUGGAAUUAAAAGAUAUGGAGAAAAGAGUAAGCGAUCUGGAGAAGAAUAGCCUCAUGAAAAAUAAUGAACUAAAGGAGGAACAAACAAACAUGAUUGUCGAAGCACGCGGGGCCGGGAGGAAGAAAUACAAGAACGAAGUUCUGUAUGAUCCCAGAGCAGCAAGUGAUGCAAGAAAGUCACUGUUUUCUGUCGCACGAAAGACACCAUUUUACGGCAACGACAAGGACUUUCGCACCAUCAAUUUAAAUCACACUUUCGCCAACAAGGGAAAGCAUUUCAUCAAUAAUAAUACGUUCGUUUGUCAACUAAAUGGAUUUUACUUUUUCACAUUCACGGUAAGAUCACUUGACUAUCACACGACGUACGUCGCAUUGAUGAAGAACAAAGAGGUUCAAACAAGUAUUUCGGCAGACCGCAGUGACCGGAACAUAAUGCAGACACAGAGCACGAUACUACAGAUGAACCAAGGUGAUAAAGUUUGGCUGAGGGUAGGCCCAAACUCAAAUUUUGGACUAGACAGCGAAGAGAGCCACAAAUACAUUACAUUUAGUGGAUUUCUCAUUUAUAAAGGAUCUUAGUGAAAUUUUCAGAUGUGUGGCGGUUAUAAAAUCGUAAAGAUUGAAAAGAACGGUGUAUAUCAUAUCAGUAUGCUGGAUACGUGUGUAUGUAUAAGCCAGUAAAAGUUGCUGAGCAAGUUUAUAAUAUAUCUUUUGAUCGAAGUUAUAUAUCGCCGACUUUGUGUACAUUCUGUAAAUUAAUGGAGUUUAUCUAUUGCCAAUAGAUAUUGCCCAAAUGGGCAACAACCCUCGUAGGAAAAUGAUGGAUGAUAAAGCUGGGCGUGUAGCACGAUUUGUCACAAAAUAUUCGCCAACAAAUAUAGGCGCUGUCACAAUAUUCUUUAAAGAAUUAAAAAUGGAGGGUGCACUGUAAUCAGAAACAAUAAAACCAAAUUUUUGUCAACAUAUGACCUCAUAAAUAUUUUCUUGAAUGCAGUGCACCUCAAUACUCAAUACACUUUAUUUGUCACGUAUAGGCCUACAUGUACAAUACACAUACAGUGAAAUUCAAUUUGGUUCCUAAAUAAAAACAAAGAUAAAAUACGGAAA
This is a messenger RNA of Anneissia japonica, 2423 nucleotides long. RefSeq lists its product as uncharacterized. The transcript is spliced from 5 exons. Bases 480 to 1895 code for a protein of 471 amino acids. The record is from RefSeq and is a predicted model, not a curated record. Gene Ontology annotation, molecular function: protein binding. NCBI's taxonomy places the organism in Eukaryota, Metazoa, Echinodermata, Crinoidea, Comatulida, Comatulidae.